AUGGGCGUCUUCACUUUCACUGACGAGUACACUUCCCCACUCCCUCCUGCAAGGAUCUUCAAGGCAUUGAUCCUCGACUCCGAAAACUUAAUCCCGAAACUCAUGCCACAGGCUGUCAAGAGCAUCCAAAUCGUCCAAGGCGAUGGCGGGGCUGGCAGCAUCAGGCAGAUCAACUUUGCUGAAGGCAACAUUGCUCACUCAACUUAUAACCGGAUUGACGAGAUCAAUGCAGAGACAUACACGUACAAGUACACGCUGAUCGAAGGCGACGCCUUGAUGGGGAAGCUUGAGAAGAUUGCCUACGAGGUUCAAUUCGUGCCCUCGCCGGGUGGUGGCACCAUCUCCAAGAUGACAAGCAAGUACUACACCUUGAGCGAUGAUGUCGUGAUAGGCGAAGAGGAGCUGAAAGAUGGCAAGGAGAAGGCCAUUGGGAUGUACAAGGUUGUGGAAGACUACCUCAUAAAAAACCCUGAUGCCUAUGCGUAAGUGGAUUACUGUGCUGGCCUUCUGGUGCUCUCUCUCAAGACUAUUGUCACAUUGUAUUGUUCUUAAUUUGCUUCUGUCUGGCUCUGCUUGCCCUUGGUUUGUAAUAAAAUCUCACACUGGAGAUCUAGUGUUAAAAUGAAAAAAUGGUACUUUUAUUAUGGGA
Diospyros lotus (date-plum) is the source of this 649-nucleotide messenger RNA. Its product is annotated as major strawberry allergen Fra a 1.06-like. The transcript is spliced from 2 exons. Gene Ontology annotation, molecular function: signaling receptor activity; abscisic acid binding; protein phosphatase inhibitor activity. Lineage: Eukaryota; Viridiplantae; Streptophyta; Magnoliopsida; Ericales; Ebenaceae. Gene Ontology annotation, cellular component: cytoplasm; nucleus. Bases 1 to 486 code for a protein of 161 amino acids. The record is from RefSeq and is a predicted model, not a curated record. Gene Ontology annotation, biological process: abscisic acid-activated signaling pathway; defense response.